AAAGUGUGAAGAAAGACGAUACGUUUAUUGCGGAUUUAAACAUGAAUGUGUAUUUAUUAUUUUUUAUGUGACCGUGUUUGUAUAAAGUGUUUUCAUAUCCUUGAACGGUUUUCUCCCGUAAGGAAUCAUGGCAGCUGAGGUCCGAAAACGCAAUACGAACGCAAACGGCGAGGGAAAUAUCGAGCAACCCAGCGAACCGGAAGUGACGACGCUCAAGCGAAAUGUUGGUAUCGUUAGUGGAACCUCCUUUAUUGUGGGCAGUAUAAUAGGCUCCGGAAUAUUCAUUUCGCCUAAGGGGGUGUUAAAAGGCACUGGUUCCAUCGGCCUCAGUCUCGUAGUAUGGGCGGCCAGUGGCGUGAUCUCGUUGCUAGGCGCGCUUUCGUAUGCGGAGCUGGGGACGAUGAUCCCGAGGUCCGGGGGCGAGUAUGCCUACUUCUAUGACGCCACUUUCCCCUUCGUCGCCUACAUGUACAGCUGGACUCGCACCAUCGUCCUUCAACCGUCAGGUCUGGCGAUCAUCUGCAUGACGUUGGCCUCCUAUAUGGUCACGUUCUUUGAAUACUGUGGUACGCCCAUUCCACCGGAGAAAACUAUUGCUUGCGUCGCCAUUCUGACAAUUUGCAUCAUUAACUGUUACGACACGUCCUGGGCGGCAUACGUGCAGGUAUUCUUCACCGUCUGCAAGCUGGUUCCCCUCGCCAUCAUCAUCAUAGGGGGAUUCGUUAAAAUGGGACAAGGCGGCCACACUGAGCUGCAAGACGGCUUCAAGGGCACGACCGGAUCCGUUUCCUCCGUGGCUCUGUCCUUCUACGACGCCAUGUGGGCUUAUGACGGAUGGAACACCUUGAACUUUCUGACUGAAGAACUCAAAAACCCGUACAAAAACCUGCCACGAGCCAACGUGUUCGGCGUCGUAUUGGUUACGAUCGUGUACGUCCUGGCCAACAUAUCGUACCUGGUUGUGCUCUCACCCGCCGGCCUUCUGGCAUCCGACGCCGUCGCCGUCGACUGGGGCAAGGCGAUGCUGGGUAAGGCCUACGUCAUCAUGCCGAUCGCGGUGAUAUUCUCCACGUUCGGGGCGGCCAACGGACUCUGUUAUUCCUCGGGCAGACUCGUGUAUGCCGCUGCACGUGAUGGUAAUCUACCGGAAGUGCUGUCAUACGUUCACGUGAAGCGCUGUACGCCACUUCCGUCAAUAGUCCUCACUUGUGUAAUAGCCAUUCUGAUGAUCAUCCCGGCCAACAUCGGUCAGCUUGUGGAUUUCUUCAGUUUCUCGGCCUGGCUCUUCUACGGCACAUGCGUUUUCUGUGUGGUCAUCCUCCGUAUACGCAAACCUAACGCCGAGCGCCCUAUCAGGGUGUUCAUACUGAUCCCUAUAGUGUUCACGCUGUGCUCCAUAUACCUUGUGGUGGCCCCUAUAGCGCAGAACCCCAGUCUCGAGUUCCUCUGGGCCGCCGUGUUCAUCGUCGGCGGCCUUGUGUUCUACUUACCUUUUGUCGUCUUCAAGCUGGACAGGGGAUGCUUCGACAAGGUCACCACAUUUUUGCAACUGUUGUGCGAGAUCGCUCCAAGCCCAUACGUUCCUGACAACUGAGGACACACUUAGUGAUGAAACAUGUGUUUGUUCAGCAAAUCAUCAACCAUGUACUGUAGCCUGUUGUUGCAGUGGUAACACUCAGAAAGAUUAUAUUACAUGUACAAAUAUUUUAACAUUGACAUCCGAAUUUAGCCUCGAAAUCGAAAGCUCCGAUGAUGAACAAUAAACAUUAUCUGUCUUACAUAUUAGGCUAUAUAUUGAAUCAGCAUCAUAUUUAUAUUAAAAAAAUGAUUACCGAUAUGUUCUACACUGUUGUGUGCAUACAUGCUUCUGAUGUUUUGUUUAAAAUAAUUUCAUGUUUUCACUGUUUCAAAUUGUGAGGUUGAGAAAUACAUUAUUUCAUAUGAAUAUAAUAUUCUACAGUUAGGCAUUACGUGAUGUUAAAGAAAAUUAUGUCACACAAAUAGGAUAGGAAAGCUUGUGUAUAUAAUUGUAUUUUCAGUGAAGACUUAUCUCAUUUAUAUUGUGAAUAUAUUGUUGAGAAUUUGUUUUUGUUUUUAUCAGUAUUAAAUGUAUUUGUAUCAGAAUGUGUAUAUAUAACUUUGUUAAUGAAUGUAUAGUUUUACAAACUGCCUAUGAUUUAGUUUCAUGUUAUGAUGAUAAUUUGAUAAAACAACAAUAGUUUAUACACAAUUCAACUUUAUAUCAAGCUACAAAAUAUUUUAACGUAUGACUAUGUUGUAUACUUAACACAGCGUGAACAUAGUUAUAAUUGUAUAACAAAGUAUACUUAUUUUCCUUAUAAAUCGAAUAAAAUUGAAUGGAUGUUUAUUAAUGCGUAACAAACUGUUUCAUGUGUAUACUAGUAAUAAAAUUAUUUUUGUGUUUAUAUUGUGUUGAAUAUUUUGUUGGUUAACAUUAAAACACACGUAUGAUAAAUUGUCAGCCAUCUUAACUGCUCGUUUGGCUGCCAUAUUGAAAUUGUAAUCUUGUGCAUAUUUCAGAUUUUUCAAAUGUUCACACCAUAAUAAUAAAUACAAAUUUAUUUAUAAAACGUUGA
This is a messenger RNA of Dreissena polymorpha, 2597 nucleotides long. RefSeq names its product b(0,+)-type amino acid transporter 1-like. Bases 128 to 1594 code for a protein of 488 amino acids. The record is from RefSeq and is a predicted model, not a curated record. NCBI's taxonomy places the organism in Eukaryota, Metazoa, Mollusca, Bivalvia, Myida, Dreissenidae. The transcript has 14 exons. Gene Ontology annotation, cellular component: membrane. Gene Ontology annotation, molecular function: L-amino acid transmembrane transporter activity. Gene Ontology annotation, biological process: amino acid transmembrane transport.